Blastomyces dermatitidis ER-3 is the source of this 2826-nucleotide messenger RNA. Its product is annotated as TBC domain-containing protein. Bases 248 to 2374 code for a protein of 708 amino acids. The record is from RefSeq and is a predicted model, not a curated record. Gene Ontology annotation, molecular function: GTPase activator activity. Lineage: Eukaryota; Fungi; Ascomycota; Eurotiomycetes; Onygenales; Ajellomycetaceae. The transcript is spliced from 6 exons. Gene Ontology annotation, biological process: activation of GTPase activity.
AUUCAAUCCAAUACAUUCUCUCCCAAUACUUAACUUGAAAGUACGGUUCGUUAGGUGAGUACGGUUCUUUAGGUGAACCAUGAUUGGCUGAUUUAGCCAUCAACCAUUAGAGGAACUCGUGAAGCUAAAAAGGCUUCCGGGAUCAGCUCUCGAGAAGCCGCUAAGAACUCGCACCACCUCAACGUCACUACUAAACAGCAAGGUCAAAGAAGGAAGCAGAAAUAUAAAACCAUAGUCCGACGAUGCCAUGAAAACUGUGGAGGAAGCUCGGAAGCGUUGGCAUUCGCUCUUCAGCGGCAGAUCCUCGUUAGCCGAGCUUAAGCAGGAAUUGAAGAGCAAGGACGGUGACAAGUUAUGUCAAGAUGGGUUGAGAUCGGUUUGCUGGAAGGCGUUUCUAGUUCACCAAAACCUCGAUACCGCUUCAUGGCCUGCAGAGAUAUCCAACUCCAGGACUGCCUAUCAAUCCCUCCGGGAACACUUCCUGCGGUAUAUAGAACAUCCAGAUGACCUUCCAUCUACAGUAGAUCCAUUAGCGGAAGACGAUGAGUCUCCUUGGCAAACCCUCCGGCGAGAUGAAACCAUAAGGGCGGAAAUAUACCAGGAUGUGGAAAGAUGUAUGCAGGAAAACUAUUUCUUUCGCGAGCCCAAGACGAAGGCACGGAUGCUGGAUAUACUGUUCAUAUACACAAAAUUGAAUGCCGAUCUUGGGUACCGACAGGGCAUGCAUGAGCUACUCGCGCCUGUUCUGUGGGUUGUAGAACACGAUGCAAUCGACAAAAAAACCACAGUUGUUUCAGCCUCCGAUACUGGUUCGGAGGAUUUGAUGCUACAAGUCCUCGAUAUGGACUAUAUGGAACAUGAUGCCUUCACCAUCUUCUGUGCUAUCAUGCAGACAGCAAAGUUAUUUUAUGAACAAGAGGCCGGAAGGGUACCUGGGGUCCGAUCAGAUGUUUCGCCCAUCGUUUCGCGAAGCGAGCAUAUCCACCAGGCCUUACUCAGAGCUGUUGACCCAGAAUUGGCAGAUCAUCUACAAAUCACAGAAAUACUGCCCCAAAUAUUCCUAACUCGCUGGAUACGUCUGUUAUUUGGGCGAGAAUUUUCGUUCCACGAAGUGCUGAAUAUAUGGGAUGUACUAUUUGCCGAAAAUAUGAGACUCGAACUCAUUGAUGACGUUUGCGUCGCAAUGCUUCUACGGAUUAGGUGGCAAUUGCUCGAUGCCGAUUACUCAUCUGCCCUAGCACUGCUGCUCAGAUACCCUGCGCCAAUCCCCUACAAGCCAGUAACUUUCGUGGAAGAUGGCUUAUUUCUUGAAAAACAUCUAAAUUGCGAAGGUGCAACAUUACUUAUACAGAAAUAUUCAGGAAAGGUACCUGAUCCAAACAAGCAGUACAAACCACCAAGUCUAAAUGCAGUCCCGCAAUUCUCGUCUCGCAGGAAGAAGAAACCCACGACCAGAGAACCCAGCAAUGCGCCGAAUAAAGUUCCGUCCCCGAGCCUUUCUCCAGUGCAAAGCCACCAACGACGACUUGAUUCUUUGUUCCAGGACGUGUCACAGGGGCUGCACCGCCGUACAGAGGGAUGGGGUGUAACGAAAGUUGUUCGAGGCGCAAUGGUUGAAGCCAGACGCAAUAUUCAAAACAUCCAGUCCAGCGCAAGUACUCCGGCACCCCGACGCACAGAAAGCCCGCCCCACGACUCACCCAGCCCUCCACAUGUCAGCCUAGCGACAGUACGUAGGUUAAAUGCUCGAAUUUCCGCUCUAGAGAGCCGGAGCCAGGCUCUGGCCGGAAUGUUGGGCGACGCCAUCAACGAGCUACGCACUCAACAAGAGGAUCCAAACAAGUCUAACACUGAAGCUAUCGAUCUUGCCUUGGCUAAAAUGCAAUUUGUGCAAGUGUACCUAGCAGACCCAACGAUGCCAAUCCUCGAUGAAAGGAAAUCAACCACGCAGGCAGCUGCUAGAGCGCGCUCCAGUGAUCCUGUUUUCAGAGAACGUGUGACAAAACCGGCAGCCGCGGUGAGCAAAGAAAAUAACAAUCCCAACGGCGAACGAAAGCUAGAGAAAAAGCCAGCAUGCCACGCCCUGCCUAAAACGAGAGACGCAGAGUCUGCAGAUAUCAUUAAACCGGUGCCCUUGCGACCGGCAGCACGGGCAGCCCGCGCGCCCAUUGCACAGUCACCAUUUUCGUGGAUGCUAGGCGAUAGCAAAGAGCGUUCAGGAUUUGUGACGUCUGUGUCUGCGCCUCCGGAGCAGAGUCGGAGUAUAGGCACGCUAUUUGGAGAUAACCGGGGUGAUGUGAGGAAGCUAGCCGGAGACGAAGAGGAUGGUGUUGUCUUAAAUAGCUUACGCGGGAUAGCAUCCAAAUCGUCCUAAUUGUGGUAAUGUCUGUUUGUGAACAUUGUAAGCUCUAGGGGUUGGCGGUUUCAGCUCGUUUUAAUUCAACGAGGCGUUCGCAUCCAUUCGAAUUACGUGCUCUUUCUGUCUCAGCAAUUGAUAACCCAUACAUUGUUUUAUAGAGAUGGAACGUACGGGAGGUAGAUUGAGGAGCGCAGUUAUGUUUUUCUAGAUUACAAUUUUCGCGAUGAAUGACCUUAUGAAAGAAUUUUGUUUGCACCUUUUCAUAUUUCCAUGAGGCUCUCCUCCUACCCACUCAAUUUUUUUAAACUUCCAGCCAUUUAAAUUUAGCUCUGCCGCACAUGUAUAGGAAACCGUGAAGUCAUGUGCAGUCAUUCCAUCCAUGGCUCCUAGGAGAAGAGCUAGUGACUCUUGCAAUGUUUUGCAAAACUCAGCACAAAUAGGUUCAGCUACUAGUUAACUCCUCCAUU